Molecule: messenger RNA, 2664 nt
Organism: Rodentolepis nana
Lineage: Eukaryota; Metazoa; Platyhelminthes; Cestoda; Cyclophyllidea; Hymenolepididae
Source: the annotation of a GenBank genome assembly
AUGGACGGUAAAAGGCGAAAUGCCCUCUCCGAUUAUCUCUCGUUUUGUUGGAACCGUAAGCUAGCAUCUACGGAUGGUGGAAGUGGUGGUGGUGGUCGACGUCGCAAAGUGAGCUCUUCUCAAAGGCAGAACGCCUCUCCAAAGGCCCGGGGUAACGUCGAUGGGAGUUGUAGUACCAUUCAAGAAGAAAGUCUUCGCUCAGCCCCCUCCCCGGCACGCUUGAGUCAUCGUCAUCGAUGUUGUCGCAGACACCACUGUUAUCAACACCGAUACCACCACCAUCAUCAUACGCACCGACAUCAUUAUCACAUCCAUCAUCAUUGUCAGCAGCAUUUACAUCGAUGUAGUCGAGCGAAUGCUGCUGUGAUUGGUUCGGGUGUCUUUACAACGUCGAGAGCGUCGUCAAACUCCUCCACUGGACGUUUGAAUCCGCAACUCCCAAAGCUGACUUUUACGCCAGCAGAAAUUGCUCCUGCAUCUGUUUGCUAUCGAAUGACUAUCAACAACCAACCCAUUGAAUCAGGCGCUUCUAAACAAGACGCCCUGUCCGUUUUUCAACCGGAUAAUUUUGCGAAUGAAGACAAAUCCCCCAAUCGGCUUAUGAUGACUCGUCGUUAUCGUCACGAUAUUUUGGCCUCCUCUAUCCUCGAUUCACCAACAGGCGACUGUUCUUCCUUAGCCUCCUCCUGUUCUCCCUGUCCUGGAGCGAUCGCUUCUUAUCCAUCCCUUUUCGCCACUUCAGCUCUCUCUUCACCCAUCUUACCUACAGCAAAUGAUCUCACCUCAAUCCUUCUUCAAUUCGCUGAGGGCAUUUCACCUAAACCCCCCGAUGGUAUCGACCCGUCCACUCCCCUACAUGUUAUGCCAUCAUUUCACGAGAUGUCACCCAUGAGGAGAAAAUGGCGAACAGUGAAAAUUGCGACCAAGGGGUUGACAAACACUUCUUCCACCACCGCUGCUCAUCUCGAUACAAAUGGUGUUGGUGAAAAGCGGACGACAAGUCGUUUGAAGGAAGAAGAGACUUUUCAUAUUGCAGAGGAUGCUCUACAAUUUGGAAUGGUGCAUUUGGUCCCAUGUCCACAUCUGAUGAAGGCGGUGGUUGAUCCGGAUAAAAGUUCGAUGUAUGGUCGGGGCCAUGGUCAACUAGCUAAAGUUCAUGAUGCUGGCCAAAAGAUUUUCGAUCUCGGUCCCGUGUCGAAACUUAGCCAUGGCCCAUCGCAAUUGUCGUCACACGGCCACACUCCUCCCCAUAAUCAUUCAACUAUAGUCACCGCAGUAACUGCUAGCAGUGGUGGAGGCAGCGUCUCCUCUUUCCUUUCUUCAGGCUUUCGAGCAGUGACAAGUGGAUUUGGGCGUCCUAGAGAACGCCGCCGAUCAGUCAGCACACCAUGUGGAAAUGAGGCCCCUGGAAACGCCAAUAAUGAAGGAGUUGUAUGUGGAAAUACUGUUUUAAAUACACCUUCGUCCUCUAUACCAGGAUCUUCAAGGGGUUCUGAUUUUGCCCACUCGAUCUGUGCUCUUCCUGGUUCAGGAAUCUCACAACUAGUAGGUCCCGGAUAUUCAACCGACACAGCAUCUAAAGCUUCAACACCCCCUUUCGUCACAGAUGAAGCAGAUGGUCUCUGUGCCGCCAACGGUGGUGGUGGUGGUGGUCUCAAUUCAGAGUCCGUUUUGCCCUGUCUCCGAGUCGCAAGUCUCUCGCAAAUGAUGCAGUUGGCCAGUGCCAGCAAUCGUCGUGGUUAUCCCUACAUCCCAAACCAAGAGGAGAAUUGUAAGAACUCAACUGAAACUGUGACCUCCUCUACUGUUGGUGGUUGUCAACUUCGUCAUUGGCAUCUACCUACGUGUCCACAUCGAUUGUGUAUCCCUCGACAGAAUCUCCCUCCUCCGCCUUCCUUGAUCCGGCGUCAUGCUAAUAAUAACUUCACUUCUACGGGUCCGCAUGUAUCCAUUACCAGUUCUAACACUCAGUUAGAGGACCACUUGUCUUUCAGAAACAGCUAUUUUCAACACCAUCACCAAUCAGAUUCAGUAGCUGCUCAACCUCCAGAAUUACGUCAUUUACCUGUGGAGCAUCCAAGAUUACAUCGGCAACAGCCAGCGACAAACCCUCCAGUCUCUCUUUCAUCGUUUCAAGGUGAUCGUCGGUCGGCCCUCGAUUUACCCUCCUACUUGGAGACCACAUCAGCCGCAGGUGUCGUCUGCAGUACUCCAGCAGCUACGGCUGAUAGUCGAUCAACCACGUGUCUGUCGGCGAGUAGUGCGUCUCAGAGACUUUCGCCGCCACCGACCUCAAAAUCAUUAGUUAAUACCACUACGACUGUUCGAAAAAACAAGCGCACUAUGUUGUCGCUCUUUGGUGGACGAACAACCACUUCGCUGUCUUCAAAUCAACAUCUUCAUCACCAAUUGAAUCAGCAUGGGAACUCCCACAAUCCCGUUAAUUCUGCUGGUACCUUUGUAACAGGCAGUGGUAGUGGUGGCGCCUCCUUCCCCUCUACUCCAGUACGUGAACCUUCAUCCUCAUCUAUCGUCAUGGCAACGACUUCAGUACAGGUCAAUUCGCCCACGCCUCCCCUAGCUACUAAUUUUACUUCUUUCUCCUCGAAUUCUUCUUCUGGAGGCUCUUCCUCAGUUCCUGCUGCAACCAAUGGCAAUGGAUGA